Suillus subaureus is the source of this 1049-nucleotide messenger RNA. RefSeq lists its product as uncharacterized. The record is from RefSeq and is a predicted model, not a curated record. Bases 49 to 957 code for a protein of 302 amino acids. Lineage: Eukaryota; Fungi; Basidiomycota; Agaricomycetes; Boletales; Suillaceae. The transcript is spliced from 4 exons.
GUUAAACAACCGAUAUUACAUAUUAAUAUUUUUGCAAGUCCUUGCUUCAUGCCUCUCGACGGACACGGCUACCUGACAUCGUACGGAUGGUCAGGCAAAGGCACAGGCCUUCGCACGGGCGCUAUCGACAGGCCCCUUGCUAUCCCCCAAAAACGAAACCUCGCUGGCGUAGGCAAGGACCGUGACGAGGCAUUCCCCUUCUGGGAUCACUUAUAUUCAGCUGCCACGAAAGCUAUCACCAUCAAGAUAGCAGAUGAUGAUGACAGCGAUGUCGACGACGAUCAAAACGAGGAUUCAUUAGAGUCCACGACCCUUCAACUAAAACGAACUACGACGGGCAUCAUCUCGAAUAGAAGACCGUUGUCAGGUACCCCUGCAACCGGAAUAUCUACCCCAGACUCAGACACUUACCCACGCACCUCCGUAAUGACCAUUGCGAAACGCGAGGCUGCAAGGAAGGGCUUAUAUUCUCGAUUUUUCCGUGGGCCAAUGUUGGCCCCUGAUGACUCUAGCAAUUUAGUCAUCAUCGCUCCUCAGACUGAUGUCCCAAGCAGCAAGGAAAGUACAAAGCGGAAAUCGUCAGAGCUGCUUGAGACUCGAGAGCAACGGAGAGAAAGAAAACGACUGAAACGGAAGAAAAAGGAUAAGAAAGCGGCAAAGAGAGCAGCAAAAGCUAAAAAAGAAAAGCCCGUACUACACGACCUCAAGACGAAGGACGAGCGCAGUUCGCGGAAGAAAGCCAAGAGGACUAUGAAAAAAUUAGAGGUAAAUUCUCCUGAUAUUGCAGAACGUCGAAAACCACCUAGAGAUGUGGUCUUCGCGAGCGUCGAUCAGCUUCGAUCAAAGAGACAUUGUGAAGGAUCCAUAGAUGCUUCUCCUCAGGUUGACGACCCUGCGACCAAGGACAACAUAGAUACAAAGAAGAGAAAUAAGAAGAGGGAAAAGAAAGAUUCAUAAUUUAGCAUUUCAUCCUGUCACCAUUGACAUUAUCGCAGGUUUAUACCAUUGCAUUGCCAUUCGAGUAUUUCUCAUAAAAACAUAAAACACCA